Messenger RNA from Gongylonema pulchrum, 213 nucleotides. The record is from the annotation of a GenBank genome assembly. Lineage: Eukaryota; Metazoa; Nematoda; Chromadorea; Rhabditida; Gongylonematidae.
AUGGAAAUGAACUUGGUGAGUAACGGUGAAAAUGCUAAGCAGAGCGACGACCUAGGUGUGGCUUACGUUGACCUCAGUUGGGAGCUGAACGCAGAGAAGCGCCUGGCACGCUGUAAGCACUGCUCAUCACUUUUCUAUGCUCGUUUCGGUGGGCGUAGAAAUAUACUUCAUUUGGAGUACCAAAAAAUAAUGUUGACUGCGAAUUUUGACUGA